AUGGUAUUGUAUAUCAUUGGAUUAGGGUUAGGGGAUGAAAAGGAUAUUAGUGUUAAGGGAAAAGAAUUAAUAGAUCAAUCAGAUGUAGUAUACCUAGAAUCCUAUACAUCCAUUUUAUUUAUAUCAAAAGAUAAAUUAGAAGAAUAUUAUAAAAAAAAAAUACAUGAAGUUGAUCGUAAUUUUGCUGAAGAAAAUUGCGAACAAAUUUUAGAUGAAGCAAUUAAUAAAAAAGUCUCUUUUUUAGUUGUUGGAGAUCCAUUAUGUGCAACAACACACCAUGAUAUUAUUCUACGAGCAAAGAAAAAAAACAUAGAUGUACAAGUAAUACAUAAUGCAUCUAUCAUGUCAGCAAUUGGUGAAAGCGGUAUGCAGCUUUAUAAUUUUGGCCAAACUAUAUCCAUACCAUAUUUUGAAGGAGAUUAUAAGCCAACUAGCUAUUAUAAUAAAAUAAAAAUUAAUUUAGAUAAUAAUUUUCAUACUUUAUGUCUAUUAGAUAUUAAAGUAAAAGAAAGAACAAUCGAAAAUAUAAUGAAAAAUAAAAAUAUAUAUGAACCACCUAAGUUUAUGACUGUUAACGAAGCAAUUGAACAACUCAUAUAUUGUGAAAGUGUUCAUAAUCAAAAUGUUAUUACAAAAAACACAUUAGCUAUUGCAAUUGUUAGAAUAGGAUCAAAGGAUCAACAAAUUAUAUCUGGAAAUAUAUUCACGUUAAAAACACAAAAAUAUAAUGAUCCUUUACACUCUUUAAUAAUAUGCGCCCCUAAUUUACAUGACAUAGAAAAAGAAUAUUUUGAUAUGUAUUCAGUUAAUGAAACUCCCAUUUGA
Plasmodium vinckei vinckei is the source of this 825-nucleotide messenger RNA. Its product is annotated as diphthine methyl ester synthase, putative. The coding region runs from base 1 to 825 and encodes 274 amino acids. Gene Ontology annotation, molecular function: diphthine synthase activity. The record is from RefSeq and is a predicted model, not a curated record. Gene Ontology annotation, biological process: protein histidyl modification to diphthamide. NCBI's taxonomy places the organism in Eukaryota, Apicomplexa, Aconoidasida, Haemosporida, Plasmodiidae. The transcript has a single exon.